ACACGCUGUACGUCACAACACGUCUGUCAAGUCAUCCCUAUGGAUACCUGGUGUAUAAUGAGUGCGUCCCAUAAAGCCAGUAGUACACGCUUCACGAGGCCCAGGUAGUACAGACGCACCAUUCUACACCUCCGGGUUCGCCAGCAGAAGCAAUUGCAAAUAUGAGUAGAGACGAGACACUUGGCUUCAGAAGAAACACUCCUGUUGAAGGAAUCAGCUUUACCUUAAACGAGAAAUUAUAUAGAGCUGACAGUGUCUAUGACGUGACGACAUCCCUCAACGACUACAUCCGUGACGGCGCGGGUCUGCCGGGGACCAAGGUGAUGUGUAAGGAGGGAGGGUGUGGCUGCUGCGCCGUCACCGUCACCAAGCCGGACCACAGCACCGGGAAGGACACCUCGUUUUCUAUCAACUCCUGUCUAUGUCCCCUCUACUGUGUGGACGGCUGGAAAAUCACCACGACGGAGGGUCUGGGGAACUCCAAAGAUGGAUUCCACCCAAUACAGAAGAGAAUCGCUGAGUUCAACGGCACUCAGUGUGGCUACUGUACACCGGGGAUGGUCAUGAAUAUGUAUGGGUUACUGCAUCAGAAACCUGACCUGACAAAACAAGAUAUCGAGGACAAUUUCGACGGCAACAUUUGUCGCUGUACAGGGUACCGACCGAUCCUGGACGCCAUGAGGACCUUCGCUGGGGCCACUACUGUUGGGCAGGGUUUAGACAUUGAGGAUCUUUCGAAGUCAUCUUGUGAACGCACCGGCAAGUCGUGUACUGGUUGUCAGAGUAACGGUUCCUGCAAUGGCGAUACAAAACAUACCAGCAAAGCGGAUGACAACCACAGAAUGUUCCAUAUUGUCAGAGGGGACACUGAAUGGUUCCGACCCAGGUCACUAGACCAGCUGUGCCACGUGAUUACCAGGAAUGGCAAGACUCGCAAAGUAUGCCAAGUCGCCGGCAACACUGCCUCGGGAAUUUACAAGCACGAUGAACCUUUUGACACCUACGUGGACCUACAGGACAUACAGGAACUUUACACAACUCAGACUCGGAGGUCCAGUGUGGUGGUCGGCUCCAACGUGACGCUCACUGUGCUGAUGGAGACGUUGUUACAGUUCGCCCCUGGACAGGGAUACUUGUAUUUCACGGAUAUCGUCGCACACCUACGGAUGGUCGGCAAUGUCUUAGUCAGAAAUGCGGGCACGUGGGCCGGGAACCUGAUGGUCAAGUACCACCACCCUGAGUUCCCGUCCGACGUCUUCACCCUGCUGGAGGCUGUGUCGGCGCGUGUACACGUCCUGGAUCACAGCACCGAGACUGAGAGUGACCACGGCCUCACAGAGUUCCUUCAACUGGACAUGUCUGGGAAGACCAUCACGCGUCUAGAGCUGUUUCAGCUAGAUAGCAGGACCCGUGUCCAGUCUUUCAAGAUAUCGCCCAGACAUCAGAAUGCCCACGCCUAUGUGAAUGCAGCCUUCUGCAUGGUCGUGGAUUCCCAGAACAGGGUGGUAGGCCGCCCGUCUUUGGUCUUCGGCGGUAUUAGUCCCAACACGAUCCAUGCCAGUAAAACUGAGGAUCUGAUGAUGGGUAAAUGUCUGUCAGACGCAUCGUUGUUGCAAGAUAUCCUAAAGUAUCUGUUCGCUGAACUACAACCAACACAACAAAAGCUCUCGGCCAGCCCAGAAUACAGGCGCCAGUUGGCUGUAAAUCUCUUCUAUAAGUUUCUCCUAAACCUUCGGAAUGGGGAAGAGGGAGAUAACUCUUACCGCCCUCUGUCGACAAGUCGACAAACUUUCGAGAACGUUCCGUCUGAAUGGCCUUUGAAGGAGCCGAUGCCGAAACUGACCGCUCCGCUACAGGCUUCAGGGGAGGCAGUGUUCGUGGAUGAUCUGCCGGCGAUGAAGAACCAACUGUACGGAGCAUUCGUCCUCACGUCCGUCGCCAAUGGAAAGCUCGUAGAUAUCGACGCCUCAAAAGCUGUGAACAUACCUGGAGUGGUAAGAUUUUUUACCGCAAAGGACAUUCCCGGCGGGAACAAUGCUCUGAAACAGGUGUCAUUCCCUCAACAAAGGGAAGAGCUGUUCUGCAGCGGCGAUGUGAAACAUGCAGGGCAACAGAUCGGAUUUAUUGUGGCAGAAUCUCAGAGUCUGGCUGAGGAGGCAUCCAGGCAAGUUUCCGUCACAUACACUGAUACUAAGACGCCAAUACUCUCUGUACAGGACGCCAUCCUCAACAACAGCUACCACGCCAAUCCGCUGAAGGAAACUAGGAUUGGGGCGCCUGAAGACGCCAUGGCUGCCUCAAUCUCAACGGUGGAGGGCCAGUGUACCAUGGAGAACCUGUUUCAUUUCUAUCUCGAGAACAACGCUGCAGUGUGUGUUCCUUCAGAGGAUGGUCUAGAUGUAUAUACGCCCAACCAGGCACUCAGUGGCGUUCAACGGGCCAUCGCUGCAGUCAUUGGCCAACCCUGCAACUACGUCAAUGUAACGGUCCCACGUAUUGGAGGAUCAUUUGGGGGUAAAAACAUCGGCACAGCCCCCCCAUGCAUUGCGCCAGCGUUGGCAGCCUACAAGCUGAAUAGGCCCGUGAGAACCACCGUGGGUCUGGCAACUGCUAUGGAGAUGCUCGGAAACAGAGGAUCUAUUCUGGCCAAGUAUCAGGCGGGCGUCGAUGGUGACGGACGUCUCCAAGCUGUAACCGUCGACGUGUACUGUGACUGCGGCUACACGUCCAACUGGGUGUACAACUAUCUGGGGAUACUUGCCGACAUUGAUGGAGGUUACUUCUGUCCAAACAGACGAGUGAGGAUUAUACUGUGUCACACCAACAAACCAACCAGCCAGUCUAUGAGGGCACCAGGCAACUACCCAGCAGGCUUCAUCGUCGAGUCAGUGAUGGAACACGUGGCCAGAUUCCUGCAAAUGGACCCGGAUGUUGUUAAAGAGAGGAACUUGUACCACCACGGCCAGAUUUCCUCUUUGGGGUAUGAGAUGAAGCACUGCUCUCUAAGCAGAUUGUGGACGAAACUACAGGAGACUGCUGAAAUCGAGAGACGCAAGGCAGAGCUCGACGUCUUCAACAAGGUAAUAAUGAUCAAUGAUACAGAUCAAAUUUCCUGGAAUUUACAGGUGAUCCGACAAAUAAUAUUUACAGGCAUGUACAACCAUGUCGGAACAGAACAUGAAGUAGACGGGACAAGUGUCGUUCAAGGCGGCGUGGAGAUGGGACAAGGGCUUUAUACAAAGGUAGCUCAGGCAGUGGCCAGUAGUCUGGGUAUACCGAUUGCCACAAUCAAGGUCCGUCCCAACACCUCCCACGUUGGCGUCAACAACUUCCCGACUGCGGGCAGCUCAACCAGCGAACUGGCUGUCGGCUCUGCUCUGCGCUGCUGUGAGAUUCUGAAGGAGAGGAUGAAGCCAGCCAGGAAGAAUUUUGCUGAAGGUGCUGGUUGGCUUACAGUAGUGAGGGAGUGCUCCAAACUAGGCAUCGAACUGGCAGCGAAACACAAAUGGAAACCCGAAUGUGAAGGUGGUGCCUACUCCCCUGCCUAUUGUGCCUACGCCGUUGGGGCUAGUGAGGUGGAGCUAGAUGUUCUGACGGGUGAAAACCACAUCAGAAGAGUGGAUAUCAUCUAUGACUGUGGCGAAAGCCUAAACCCAGUGGUGGAUGUAGGCCAGAUCGAGGGCGCGUUCCUGAUGGGCGUUGGGGGGCUGCUGAUGGAGAGAGUUGUGUAUGACGAGGUCACAGGCAGAGUCCUCAACAACAGUACAUGGGACUACAAGCCGCCGACAUGUAAGGAUAUCCCGAUCGACUGGCGGAUCUCGUUGCUGCCUCACGCACCAUGUCAACAAGGAAUAAGGGGAUCUAAAGCGGUGGGGGAGCCUCCUAUUAUGCUUUCGACAGGGGUAUUCUUUGCCCUGAAACACGCUGUAGGUGCAGCCAGGUAUGACGUGACGCCGGACAACACUUUCCACGAGUCUGCGGCCCCCAUGACGGUGGAGAGAACGCAUCAGGACAUCGGCGUAGUUGUGGAGCAUCUACAGUUCUAGCAUGCACUCUGGGUCUUCCCUCCAAUCCACAAACCUUUCGUUCAGGGUUAAGGUGAACCCUGAUCAUCCCUGCGACAAAGAUGGCAUUUCCAGUUAGCUUACCGUGGGAACAUGUUCAAUGACAUUGGCUCUGCUGUCUGCUGGUCACACCAUGCCCAUCUUCAUGUGGAACUUGUUUGUUUACCCAUUUUAUGUGACUACGAGAUUCAUUCUCUCGUAUAGUAAUGUGUAUGGAUUUAGUUGAGGAUGGAAGUAACUCCUGCAGUUACCGCGUUUACAGAGAUCAGGGACAUGGGAUACACAAGAAGGAAACAGACAUAUGUAACAAUUUUUGAACAAUUCAGUCCUGGACAUAUAAAGCCAGGGACAUACUUGACUGUCAGAAAUAAACAUGGACAAAGAACACAAAGAAAUAUACAUAUACAUUUAUGGAAGGGUAAAAAUGUUGCAUAAUCAGUUAAUGCUACAGCGACAUUAAGUGUAUGUGUGUGUGUAUGUAUGUGUGCGUGUGUGUAUGUAUGUAUGUAUGUAUGUAUGCGUGUGCGUGCAAGGGUCCGUAGUUGUGUGCGUUUGUGUGAGUGUUCCUGCGUUCGUGCAUGUUACAUGUUCCUUUCCUGGAGUAAAUCAGGUCUGCAUUGGGGCA
Haliotis rubra (blacklip abalone) is the source of this 4689-nucleotide messenger RNA. RefSeq names its product indole-3-acetaldehyde oxidase-like. The transcript has 34 exons. The coding region runs from base 162 to 4046 and encodes 1294 amino acids. Gene Ontology annotation, molecular function: oxidoreductase activity; iron ion binding; iron-sulfur cluster binding. The record is from RefSeq and is a predicted model, not a curated record. Lineage: Eukaryota; Metazoa; Mollusca; Gastropoda; Lepetellida; Haliotidae.